Messenger RNA from Babesia ovata, 762 nucleotides. RefSeq lists its product as uncharacterized. Bases 1 to 762 code for a protein of 253 amino acids. The transcript has a single exon. NCBI's taxonomy places the organism in Eukaryota, Apicomplexa, Aconoidasida, Piroplasmida, Babesiidae. The record is from RefSeq and is a predicted model, not a curated record.
AUGGUAUACACUUCGCUGACUGAGGCUCCUCAGAACCUCAAGGAGGCCAUUGACUGGUUGAUAGCCCUGAAGGGAACAGAUGCUGAAAACAACAUGAAGGCUUUCGGUGACGCAGUUUACAAAUUUCUCGCAGACAAGCCUGUUGGAUAUACUAAGUUGCCGGCUCUUGAGAAAGUGAAAGUUAUCACUAAGGAGUUCCUGGAGCAAAAGGAGCUUAAGGACAUGUGGCCCGCAAGCGAGCUGCUGGGAAGAUUCAACAAUCCUAUGGAUAAAAAACCCAAUGUGAUUGUUAGGUUACUUCGCGUUGUAGACGAAAGCGACUAUACGAACAUCAUACAGACCCAGGGGGUCAAGGCUGAGGACGUCGCAAAGGACCUCGGUAACGUUGUAGCUGGUUGUGAGAAGUUCUUGGAUGAUAUAAAACACCCUGACCACUAUGAGUCCUCUUACAGUUCGAAAGCGACGUGGACUAAAUCAUGCGCAAAAAAUCCGGAAGAUUGUGCAGCAGUUUUCGUGGGAAUUGCUCCAAUGUUAUACGCAGGCCUACGUUCUUUGCGGGAAGCUGGCAACCCUAACAUCUUCGGACGUGUAACUUCUAAUGCAGAUAAGCUUCUGGGAAAAGUAUUGAAAGCUGUUGGUUACAAGGAGGAAGAAUGCGCCGCCGGUAUGGGUGGCUCAGAUAUCCGGAAUGCAUUGAGAGGUGUUAAGUUCCAAAUGUUGGUCACACUAUACGACCUCGCUGGAUUCUGGGCCUUUUAUUGA